AUGGGAGCUUGUGGGAGCAAAAAGAGGCAGCUGAGUCGCACCAGCGAUCAGCAGCAGCAGCAGCAGCAGCAGCAGCAGAGGGAUCGACAAGAGCAGCAGCAGGGGGACCCGCAGCAGCGGCUGCAGGCGCCGGAGGGCAGCGAGGCGGCGCGGAGCGCUGCUGCUGCAGACGGCGCAGCAGCAGCAGCAGCAGCAGCAGCAGGAAGCGGCCUCGUCCCGAAGCAAAAGAGCCUCCGGGAGCAGCAGCGGCGAAGACUUUCUGUGUCUGUGACUUCGGUGCAAGACUCUUUCGAAGGAGAAGCUGCUUCGGACCGCGCAGCAGCAGCAGCAGCAGCAGCAGCAGCAGCAGAGGGCACGGACAGCAGCCGCAGCAGGCCCAACGGCCUCCGCAGUGUACAUACACCCCGCAGCCUCAAACCCUCCGCAACUUCUCUCCGAGUUGAAAGCACGAAAGUGAAAUCUCCAUCUUUAUCAAGUCAAGAAGACUGCAGCAGCAACAGCAGCAGAAGAGCAGCAACGCCGGCAGCAGCAGCAGCAGCAGCAGCGCCUGCAGCAGCAGCAGCAGGCGAGCCCCUCUCCCCCCGCGAGGGCGCUCUCGACAGCCUGCCGCUGCGGCGGCCGCUGUCGUCAACAGCAGCAACAGCAGCAGCAGCAACUCCAGCAGCAGCAGAAGCUCCCCACAGUCCGCGCAGCAGCCCGCGCAGCAGCAGCAGCAGCAGCAGCAGCAAAGGGUUUUGCCCCGAACUCCCGCUGCUGUUCUCCCCACUCCCUUUUGCCCCAGAAGAAGCAGCAAAACAUCUCGAGGAAAUCACUGCGCAGUUUUUGCUGCAGCACUUCACUGCAGACACCAAAGACAAAGACAGAUGCGCAGUCCUAGGUUAG
Molecule: messenger RNA, 882 nt
Organism: Eimeria tenella
Lineage: Eukaryota; Apicomplexa; Conoidasida; Eucoccidiorida; Eimeriidae
Exons: 1
Coding region: 1-882 (293 amino acids)
Source: RefSeq, a predicted model, not a curated record